AUGUCUUCAGAAACAGCAACUACAAAUAAUAAUACUCAAAUCCAUGCUGAUGACGGUAUAUUAGCUUUAGUUCAAAAUACACUACAUACGGGUGCUGGUAGUAAUGCUCAUUUAACUCUUGAUCAUCGACAUCAUGUCGAAUAUCUUCCGUUAAUAUUAUCAAAAACAACAACAACAACAAACAAUGAUGAAAAGACGGUAGCACCAAGUGAUAAAAAAUCAAUUAUUGGCACAUUAAUUUCAGCAUCACAACGAAAUAUAGUUAAAUUUGAAAUUGGUGAGAAAUUUAGUCUUGACCAUGUCUAUUGUAAAGAUAAUCGUCCAUUAGUACCAGGUAUACCCAUACGCGUGAAAUCAAUUGAAGCUGAAAGAGUUUAUGAUGUUACAUCUGUUACAGAAGUCAUUUAUCCAUAUCUGUAUUCCAUAAACCUUGAGUAUGGUACGUCGCACGAAUGGACCGUCUAUAAACGUUAUAAACAAUUUCACAAACUACAUAAAAGCCUAGUGAAAUAUAUUGAAGAUCAAACGGGUGAAUCCAUUGAAGAUUUAAAUGAGUUACAAGAAGGAAAUGAAGAUCGGCCAUGUUUUCCAACACGAAAUGAUCGACUAGCGUUCAUUAACGAACAUAAUAUAGACCAACGCUGUACAGGUUUUCUUGAAAUAAGUUAUUUAACAUUUGUUCAUGGUUUGGGUGAUAGUUCAAAAGAAAGUUUCCUACUGAAACGAUUAGCACGUGAAGAAUAUCGCGGAUGGAAGUUGAUUUAUCAUAUACCAUUCUUAUUUGAUAAAUGUAAAUUUGGACGUGAAAAUUGGUUUGUCGUUAAAGAUACCUAUUUAGCAUAUAUUAGUCCAAAUACAGCUGCUGUUCGAUGGCCGAUGUUAGUUGAUAGUUCUUUUCAAAUUGAAACUGAUAUUAAACAUGUAAGAACAAAACAUGGUAUUAAAAUAAAAAAUUCACAACGACCAUUAAUAUUAAAAUGUAAAAAUAGAUAUCAAAAAGAUGAAUGGAGUGACAAAUUAGAAGAAUUAAGACUAAAAAAUGAAGCAACAUUUUGUGCACAAAAUUCUUAUGGUUCAUUUGUGCCAAUGAGAAGGCAACAAAAAGGACAUUGGUUUAUUAAUGGUAAAGAUUAUAUGGAAGCUGUUGCUAAAGCGCUCUUACAAGCAAAAGAAGAAAUAUUCAUAACAGAUUGGUGGUUAUCACCGGAAUUAUGGCUUGUUAGGCCAAGUGAUAAUCCUCUACAUCGAUUGGAUAAUUUAAUUGGACAUAAAGCUAAUGAGGGUGUUCGAGUUUAUAUAAUGCUAUUUAAAGAAAUUGAAAAAGCAUUGGGUAUUAAUAGUGCAUAUUCAGAACGAAUAUUAACUUCGAAAAAUAAAAAUAUGAUUAAGGUUAUUCGUCAUCCAGAUCAUUAUCUUGUUGAUGGAACGGAUAAUUUUUGGUCACAUCAUGAAAAAUGUGUUAUUAUUGAUCAAAAAUUAGCAUUUGUCGGUGGAGUUGAUUUAUGUUAUGGACGAUGGGAUGAUGAUGAAAUGAGGCUAGUCGAUUUAGGUAGUGACAAUAUAGUUGAAUUGAAAACGGCCGAAGAACUUGAAGCUGAAGAUGCUCAAAAGGCUCGUGAUGAAUCAUCGAAAGGACAACCAAGCAAAGAUACAGAUAAUCUAACGAGUGAUACCGAUGCAAAUUCAAAAACAGCUGAAAUUCCAGUACCAGCACCACAAACUUUACUUUUAACAAAAACGACGAAGGAUCAAUCAAAGGAACAAAAAUCAAAUAACAUUAUUGAUUUUGAUGAUGAUGAUGAUAAAAAAGAGAAGAAACAGAAAAAAAAGCUUAAAACACAGCGUAAAAUGAUGAAAAAAGCUCAUCGACAAGAAGAAAAUCCAGUCGAUGAAAACGAGUUAUUAAUUGAAGAAGAAGAGACAAAAGUAGCUGCUUCUGGUGGUGCUGCUCGUUAUUUUAUUGGAAAAGAUUAUUCAAAUUCAUACGAAAAAGAUUUUGAAAAAUUGGAUAAAUAUGAUGAAGAUUAUAUUUCUCGACAAAAAGAGGCUCGUAUGCCAUGGCAUGAUGAAGCAUUGGUUGUCAGUGGAGAAGUGGCCAGAGAUGCAGCAAGACAUUUUAUACAACGAUGGAACAUUCAUAAGCAUCAAAAAUAUUUGUUUGAUGAUUCGUAUCCAUUUUUAUUACCAAAAACAUAUGAUAAUAAAAAUGAAUUAAUUGUAGACAAUUGGAAAGAAUUCCUUGGUACAGAGCCAAUAACAAUUAAUGCACAAUUUGUUCGAUCUUCCUGUCUUUGGUCAGCUGGUAUAAAAGUAACGGAAAAAUCAAUUCAAAAUGCUUAUUUCACAUUAAUUGAUGCAGCAAAAUAUUUUAUUUAUAUUGAAAAUCAAUUUUUUGUUACAAUUGCUGAACAUAAAGAAGUCCAUAAUCUAAUUGGUGAUGCUUUAUAUAGACGAAUACUUCGUGCUCAUACUGUAAAAGAAAAAUUUCGUGUUUAUGUUGUUAUCCCAUUGAUACCUGGGUUUAAUACACAAAAUGCUGUCGAUGCUGUUAUUUAUUUUACUCAACGAUCAAUUGCUAAAGGGCCAAAUUCAUUAUAUAAAAGAUUAGAAAAACAAGGUAUUAAACCAGAGGAAUACAUUAGUUUCUUUGGUAUGCGUGGCCAUGAUAUUCUCAUGGGAAGAUUGAUAACAGAAAUUAUUUAUAUUCAUUCAAAAUUAAUGAUUGUGGAUGAUAAAUGGGCAAUAUGUGGUUCUGCUAAUAUUAAUGAUCGCUCAAUGGAAGGUUGUCGAGAUAGUGAAAUUGCUAUUGUUAUAGAAGAUGAAGCAGAAAUGAUAGAUACGACGUUUAACGGUCAAUCAGUCAAAGUUGGAAAAUUUUGUUCAAAUUGGAGAAAAAAACUGUUCCGAAUGAUGUUAGGCAUAUUAAAAGAAAAUCCAGAUAAUAUUAGCGUUGAUGAUCCGAUUUCAGAUGAAUUUUAUAAUAUGUUUCGACACAUAGCUCAUCAAAAUACACUUAUUUAUGAAAAUGUCUUUUUAACAAUUCCAACUGACCGUAUUCGAAAUCAAGAACGUGACCUAGAUAAUUAUCGUUUCUUACCAAAAUUAGCUCUUAAAGAACCGCUAAAGGCAUACGAAGAAGUAAAACAAAUUAAAGGUUUAGUUGUUGAUUAUUCAAUUUAUUUUAAAGAUGAAGAUGAGAAUUAUUUACCAACUAUAACAAGUGGAGGAGAAGGAUGGGUACCAAAUAUUGUUUGGACAUAG
Didymodactylos carnosus is the source of this 3261-nucleotide messenger RNA. The record is from the annotation of a GenBank genome assembly. Lineage: Eukaryota; Metazoa; Rotifera; Eurotatoria; Philodinida; Philodinidae.